Molecule: messenger RNA, 1851 nt
Organism: Rhipicephalus sanguineus (brown dog tick)
Lineage: Eukaryota; Metazoa; Arthropoda; Arachnida; Ixodida; Ixodidae
Exons: 2
Coding region: 1168-1755 (195 amino acids)
Source: RefSeq, a predicted model, not a curated record
GUGCGGGAAUUCCAAGGUGGCAUCGCCACCUGUAUUUUCUUUUUGCACGUUUUCUCACUUAUUAAGCGUCUUCUCGCAGCAAGCGUGGUGUUUUUUGUAUCGUGGAAGACUACUUUACUAAUGCAAGAAAAAUUGUUUUGCCCUUUAGUGUCCCUUUAAGCAUUAUUACUUUGUUAAUACAUAACGUUCUGUAUAAAGCAUUACUUAUUAUUUUAUAUAAGACAUUGCCAAUCAAUUCCAUUCUAAGCUCAUGGAGUGAGAGUUUUAUGAUAGCCUACUUCUGCAGUAUUUCCUGCCAUUAUAGGAUGGAGUACGUUGAUUACUUUUUUAAGCUGAUUGUGGAGGGACACACUUGAAGGUUCCCUGCAAUGGUUUACUGAAACUGCAUUAGCAUAUGUGCUAAAUUAACGUAACAUAAUGUAAAACAUAAUGUAAUAAAUUAAGGUAUGCACCUUUCGUCAAGGUUGCUAAAAACCACGUGAUUUGAGCACUGCUUUUCCUCCCAAACUCAUCUAGCACGCAACUGUCGCUAGCGCAUGAUUUAGCUGUAGCAUAUUGUAAACAUUAUAGUUGAGCCCUAUGCUGCAAAAAUACUGCCUAUAUUGGCCACUCAAAUUUUUGCCAGUGCACUGAUAAUCAGCGAACACCAAGAAGUAUUAGGACAAAUUUAAAGGAGUCCUGACACAAACACUUUGGCCUCGCGUUUUAUUGUUGAAAUGCGUUGCUGGGGGCCAGUUAGUCGUAACACGGCACAUCGUUUGCUGCAGCGUGCAACAGAUGAUUAAUUACAAGUAGGGGGGUCACUUCGUGUCACCUCCGAGGGUGUCACUGCCGCAAAAGCGGCGUGUAGCACUGGAUCACGCACAGGAACUUCAAAGUUCACAUAAAAUACUUUCCAAGCUAUAUUCGCUGUUGAUAUUUUGCGGAUGACAUAUGCAUGCUCACGGCAAUCAAUCCCGCGGGCUGUCUCAGCCGCGAAAUUUUGUGUCAGUACCCCUUUAAGGUAUUCGAGAUCCAUAAGCAAUGCUCCCUCAAUUUUUCGUUCACCCACAUGUUUAGCAGCACAACACUUGCUACAGGCAACAACAUAAUCGUCCAUCAGUAAAAACCAAACCAAACCUAAUCUAACCUAACCUAACCUAGUCAAGCCAUGUGACUUGCAUCAUCAUGCAUUAUGCAAUACCAAGUAGCCAGAUUAACACACAAGCACUAACAUGUUUUGUGGCAUCAUUCAAAUGCAGUACCCAUCAAGACGAGAGCACUGGAGUUGCAACAGGGGUGGAGGAGUCUCUUCAUGCCGAACGAAAGUUCAUUGUGUUUGAGAGCUCCCUCCGAGACCUGCUUGCCAAAUGCUCAGUCUGUGGCCAAGCAGUAGGCGACUUGAAGUUCAGCGUUGUGGGAACACUGGUCACUGCAGAGGGAGUGUGCGAGCAACAGCACCAGCUUCGCUGGAAAAGCCAGCCACUUGUCAAAGGUAGCGGAGCUGGGGCAGGCAACCUUCUCCUGGCUGCUGGCAUGCUCUACUCGGGCUGUGUGGUGGCUUCAACGAUUCGGUGCCUGAAUUCCGUUGGCAUACAAACCAUCACGGAGCGCACCUUCUACAACUAUCAGAGGGCCUACUUGCUCCCUGCAGUAAAACAGGUGAUGGGCGAUGUGACUCGCCAGGCUACAGCGCCAAAUACCUCGCAUACAGUGUGCUUGCCGUGCAGAAUGGCUGCAUUCUACACACUGAGCAGGUGCAAGUCGGAGAGGUAAACUUGCAGUGCUAUUAGUAUAACGUUCCAAGUACUAAUGAAACCAAUUUCUACGCUUUCGUUCACAGUCACCCGAAGUCCCCAACAGCGUCUCAAU